Messenger RNA from Candidozyma haemuli, 819 nucleotides. RefSeq lists its product as uncharacterized. NCBI's taxonomy places the organism in Eukaryota, Fungi, Ascomycota, Pichiomycetes, Serinales, Metschnikowiaceae. The record is from RefSeq and is a predicted model, not a curated record. The transcript has a single exon. Bases 1 to 819 code for a protein of 272 amino acids.
AUGGGCUCUUUGAUGCCCGGGGCAUUUCCUAUUGAGCUGCUGAGUCUAGCUCAGUCAUCUGCAAUCGAGUCACCCAGCAAUAAGUGGAACUCGCUAUCAACAGAGGAUGACAAGCUUGCCUCCUUCAACAGAUCAGAGUUCCUAGUCAACAAAGCAAAGGGCCAGCGACACUUGCUACGCCAGCUUGAAGGUUGUGUUUAUAUCUUGGUGGGCUACGAGUUGGUGAAGUAUUGCCACCUUGCGUGCCUUUUGCCAUUCAUACUAGAUCUCAUGACGCAAUCGAUGAUAUCCGUCAGAGCCAUCGUUGAACCAGACAACUGGUCUCUUCUAGAGACGAUUAAUGAAGUUACGAAUAGGAAGGAACAGGAAAGUGGCGAGUCACAAGCAACACAGAGGUCGAACAUGACGAAAUUUAUUUGUCUCAGCAUUUACGGUAAGUUCCUACUUAUCAUCACCUAUCAUGCACUUUUUAUCUUUUGGCUUAAGCUGAUCGCAGAUAGCGGACACCUAGAUGAAAUGGUAAACGGUUCCUGGUGGCUCGUCUCCUUUAUCGGUGAGACCGUGGUGGCUGAUUAUGACACAUCUUCUAGUAUUUGGCUUCAGCUCUGGCAGCUUGGCCUUUACCAGCUCAUUCUUAUUGACUUUCUAAUUCUACUACUUCAGCUCACCCUUUACCAAAGCAUCCAUAAGCAAUCAAGCAAAUCCCUUGAAGGGCUUCCACUUAACAUAGACGAAUUGGAGACGGUGAGGCCCUACAAUGCAAGAGUCUCUGGCGAUACACUCCGGCAACUACCACAGAAGGCUACCCAGAGGUUUUAA